CGCAGCCUAGCAGGCGCUUCGGAAUAAAGCGUUGGCAAGUGUGCUUACUAACCAACGAGAUUACAACGGGGGAGUACGUUUUAUCGUGUGUCGCCAUUCAGUACGUGGUGCACGUUAUUGCAUACGUAUUAAACAUGGAGGCUAUGGCGUCGUCUGAUUCGGACAUCAAUGUUACCUCUACCUCAACGGCAGAUGAGAAUGUUGAGCAAACUGGUGAGGAUAUCAAAAAAUUAGCAGAUUCAAAAAAGGAAAUUGCUAAUCAAUAUUAUUCUCUGAAGCAAUAUAAGAAGGCACUGGUUAUGUAUAAUGAAGCCCUUUCGUUGUGUCCUGAUGUGCCACGCUAUUAUGGAAAUAGAGCUGCUUGUUACAUGAUGCUCAAACAAUAUAGAGAUGCAUUGGCAGAUGCUAAAAAAUGUAUUCAAUUAGAACCGAAAUUUACCAAGGGAUACAUAAGGGUGAUCAAGUGUUGCUUGGUUUUGGGUGACAUUGUGGAAGCUGAAACAAUGUUGCAAAAACUGCUAGAAUUUGAUCCUGAUAACAAAGCGAUAACAGGAGAACAAAAAGAUUUAGCAUAUGUAAAAAAAUAUUUUGAAGAUGCUAAUACUGCAUAUAACGCCAAGGAUUAUCGUAAGGUUAUAUAUUGCAUGGAUCGUUGUUGUGAUGUAAGCACUUCUUGCACACAUUUUAAACUAACCAAAGCUGAAUGUCUAGCAUUCUUAGGCAGAUACCAAGAAGCUCAAGAAAUUGCAAACGAUACCUUGCAUAUUGAUAAGAAUAAUGCUGAUGCGAUAUAUAUUCGUGGAAUGUGUUUAUACUUUCAAGAUGAUGUUGACAAGGCUUUUGUCCAUUUUCAACAAGUAUUACGACUUGCGCCAGAUCAUGACAAAGCAUUAGAAAUAUAUAAACGAGCAAGAUGUCUGAGAAAAAAAAAGGAAGAAGGCAAUGCAGCAUUUAAAAUGAGACAGUAUCAAGAAGCAUAUAAUAUUUAUAAUGAAGCCUUAUCUAUUGAUCCACAGAAUAUUAUGACUAAUGCUAAAUUGCAUUUCAACAAGGCAACUGUAGCUGCUAAGUUAGGACGACUAAAGGAAUCAGUGACGGAAUGUACUGAAGCUUUGAAACUUGAUGAAAACUAUUUAAAAGCUCUUCUCAGACGAGCAGCAUCUUACAUGGAACUCAAAGAAUAUGAAGAAGCAGUUCGGGAUCUUGAACAAGCGUGUAAAAUGGAUAAGACUCGUGAAAACAAGCGAUUACUCGCAGAAGCGAAAUUAGCGUUGAAAAAAUCUAAGAGGAAAGAUUAUUACAAGAUUUUAGGUAUCGAUAAGAAUGCAUCUACUGAUGACAUCAAAAAAGCAUAUAGAAAACGUGCCAUGGUUCAUCAUCCAGAUCGUCAUGCUAAUGCGACCGAAGGAGAAAAGAAAGAACAGGAGAAGAAAUUUAAGGAAGUCGGAGAAGCUUAUGGCAUUCUUUCGGAUCCUAAGAAACGAUCUCGCUAUGAUCGUGGUCAUGAUAUAGAUGAUAAUGAAGGUUUCCAAGACAUAGAUCCCAAUGCCAUGUUCCACACUUUCUUCCAACAAGGAAAUUUCCAGUUUCAAGGAGAUGGUUUUCCAGAUGGUUUCUCUUUUCAGUUUGGUUAAAGACAUUUCCAAAGAGGUUCAUAAGACGUCGGUGUACCUAGCUAUGUACAUGAUAUACUGUCCUAUUUUGUAAAGAAUGCAUCGAAUUUUGUUGAGUUUUUAUAUUUACAAUGUUUGCAAAGUAAUGUCGUCAUACGUUUAUGUCUCAUAAGUUGGAUUAUGAAACGGAGACAUACAUUGCAGCAGCUUUAAUGGAUAUUUAUUUAAGCAUGACACAUCAUAUAAUUGUAAAUAGGAAACUUAGAAUUCCAUUGAAUUAUGAUAUACGAUAAAUUUAUUUAAUGGGUUAAGAUAAAACAUUGGGGCCCUAAUGCCAAUGCGUAAGUGCAAUUUGCAGACCCAAAACACAUUCGUACUUGAUGAAACUUUUAUGAAUAUACAAAAAAGAGUAAGGACAUUCCAAUCUGUUGAAAAAAUUUCGAUGUUCUUCUCAAUAAAUCUCUAUUUUAGAUUUGCACAGAUAACAUAUAAGAUUAGAUGUUGGACAACUUGUAAUCAUGUACGUUUCAAAAGCAUGAGAUGAGAAUCUUGGCUUUUAGUUACCUCGGUAUGUUCGCCAGAAUUGCUAAUAUUUAGAAGUUCACAAAAUCGAAGAUUUAUCUUGAUUUCCUUACUGCAAUGCAGUAUACUUCGUGUAUUGUUCGUACGAUAACGUUUGUAUUCUCUCAAACGUAAUACCUAUAAAUACUGAGUUCUUCAGUUUUAGACCUAUUUCCAUAUAUCUCAGUAAGAGAGACCCUCGUGCGUUAUAAUAAAAUAAUUGAUUGAAACUAUAUGUGAAUUAUAGCGAUCCUUAAACGUUUGUCUUGCGAUGAAACUCGCUUGACGCGUUUUCUUGAAUUACUCAUAAUGAUUCUAAGAAUAUAUUAUUCUCGUAGAUUUUAGAAUCCGCAAUAUAUGUACUCAUUCCACGUAUCUUUCUACAAAUAUAUAAAUCCGAAUACAA
Messenger RNA from Harpegnathos saltator (Jerdon's jumping ant), 2580 nucleotides. RefSeq names its product Tetratricopeptide repeat protein 2 (gene Tpr2). The record is from RefSeq and is a predicted model, not a curated record. Gene Ontology annotation, molecular function: protein binding. The transcript has 12 exons. NCBI's taxonomy places the organism in Eukaryota, Metazoa, Arthropoda, Insecta, Hymenoptera, Formicidae. Bases 135 to 1634 code for a protein of 499 amino acids.